This is a messenger RNA of Pipistrellus kuhlii (Kuhl's pipistrelle), 8715 nucleotides long. It is a transcript of the gene SETD2, whose product is annotated as SET domain containing 2, histone lysine methyltransferase. Gene Ontology annotation, molecular function: protein binding; histone H3K36 methyltransferase activity. Gene Ontology annotation, cellular component: chromosome; nucleus. The coding region runs from base 394 to 8130 and encodes 2578 amino acids. The transcript has 23 exons. Gene Ontology annotation, biological process: regulation of DNA-templated transcription. Lineage: Eukaryota; Metazoa; Chordata; Mammalia; Chiroptera; Vespertilionidae. The record is from RefSeq and is a predicted model, not a curated record.
GGCCGAGCGGCCUCGGCCGCGGGCUGGGUGCCCGGGCUCCAGUCCUGGCGGCGGCGGCCCGCGCUGUGCCCGGCGGCCCGGGCCGUGCUCCGGCGCCGCGGUCCCGGAAGCCGUCGUGCCCCGCCGGGCUGCGGCUCCGGAAGCGCGCCUGCGCCGCGGUCCGGUGCGGCCCCGGGCGCGGCCCCUUUAAGAGGCCGGGCCUGGGAGGCGGCGGCGGCGGCGCCGGGAGCGGGCGGCGGGCGGAGGGAGGAGGAGGGAGCGAGCGAGCAGCGCCUCGGCCGCCCCUGCCGCCGCCGCGGUCGCACCCGCGGCCUCCCGCCCUCCCCCUCGCGUCGCCGGCCGGGGAGGGGGCGCGCGCCGCCGCCGGGGAAGCAGCCGCCGCCGCCGGAGAAGAUGGGCGAUUUCUACGACCCCGAGCACCCGACCCCCGAGUGUCUGGUUAUCAUAAGCAGUUUAAAAGGGCCUUAUGGCAUGUUGUGCUAUGUGGAAGGUGUCUCCUUUCAAAUCUGUUUCCCCCUGGGAGAAGAAGAAAAUGAGGCAAAGAUUGAAAAUGUGCAGAAAACAGGUUUCAUCAAAGGACCGGUGUUCAAAGGUGUUGUUUCAAGUCGGUUUUUGCCCAAAGGCACCAAGACAAAAGUUAAUUUGGAGGAACAGGGGCGACAGAAGGUGUCCUUCAGCUUCAGCCUUACGAAGAAAACGUUGCCAAACAGGUUUCUGACUGCACUGGGCAACGACAAGCAGAGUGAUACCCCCGCCUCCCCAGCUGUACCUCCUCCUCCUCAAGUAGACUUGACCCCUAAAAUGAAAGUGGACGUUGGCGAGCCCGUAUCGACUGCAGAAGACUCUUCCCCACCAAAAUCAAGGCUAGAAUUGGGAAAAAUUCAUUUUAAGAAACAUCUGCUUCAUGUAACAUCCAGGCCACUGCUAGCUGCAGCCACACCAGUGUCAGCCCCUCCCCCCACAGUACCAUUUCCAGCAGCCAUCGCAGAAUCAACAGCUGGAGACUCGUCACCAUCGUCUCCCCCUCCCCCUCCCCCUCCUCCUCCCCACCAAGCCACAGUACCUUCACUACCAGCACCAGUAACCGAGCCAGUGGCCUCGCCACACCCACCAGCGAUGGUUCUGAUGACAGCACCCGCCGAUGGAGCAGGGAGAGCCUUGAAGGACCCACCAGCUGCAAUUGAACCAGAGUCUUCAGAGGUGGACCCUAAGCAGGACACUGUGUCUAACAGUUCGGAAGAACACAUAACUCAGAACUGGAACGAGCAAGCAAACCUUCCCUUACAGAAAGAAGACGCCCAUCUUGGGAAGGAGGAAGAAAUUCCAGACAGUUCUAAGAGGACUCUGAGCUCUAAAAAAACAGGUUCUAAGAAGAAAUUCUCACAAUCUGAAGGCACCUUUCUUGGUUCAGAAUCUGAUGAAGAUUCUGUCCGGACUUCCUCAAGUCAGAGAUCACAUGAUUUAAAAUUCCCAGCAAGCAUUGAAAAGGAAAGAGAUUCCAAAAAGAGCUUAGCACCUGUAAAAAGUGAGGAUUUAGGGAAAUCUUCACGAUCUAAGACAGAAAGAGAUGAUAAAUAUUUUAGUUACUCAAAACUUGAAAGAGAUACUCGGUAUGCAUCCUCUCGAUGUAGAUCAGAGAGAGAGCGAAGGCGAAGCAGAUCUCGUUCUAGAUCUGACAGAGGCUCUAGGACUGGCUUAUCUUACUCCCGGUCGGAACGAUCCCAUUAUUACGACUCCGACCGUCGCUACCGUUCCCCUUAUCGAGAGAGGGCACGUUACUCUCGGCCGCAUACAGAUAACAGGGCACGAGAGAGUUCUGAUUCUGAAGAUGAGUAUAAAAAGACAUACUCAAGGCGAACCUCAUCUCAUUCCUCCUCUUACAGAGACCUAAGGACAUCCUCCUCCUAUUCUAAAUCUGACCGGGACUGCAAAACUGAACCUUACUCAGAGAUGGAGAAAAGAGGGAAGUAUUCUUCAAAGCCAGAAAGAGAAUCCAGAAGGACUUCGGAAAGUGAAGCAAUGAAAAGGUCUUGUUCUCCCCUUAAUGAACUGGGGUUCCGACGGGGGUCAUCCUAUUCCAAGCACGAAAGCAGUGCUUCCCGUUAUAAAUCUGCUCCUUCAAAAUCUAUAUCCAAAUCUGAUAAAUCAAAAAAUUCUUUCUGUUGUGCAGAAUUAACCGAGGAAACCAAACACUCUCAUUCUCUUAGUUUACAGACUCAUUGUUCAAAGGGUAGUGAAGUCAGAAUGAUUAGUAAACUUCCUGAAAGAGAGAAGACGGGCUCUCCUCCUCUAUCCAAUCGAUUAAAUGAUUCACCGACUUUUAAAAAGCUAGAAGAAUCGCCUAUUUUUAAAUCUGAGUUUAUAGGACAUGAUAGCCAUGAUAGUAUUAAGGAAUUAGAUUCUUUAUCUAAAGUGAAGAAUGAUCAAUUAAGAAGUUACUGUCCCAUGGAAUUAAAUAUAAAUGGAUCUCCUGACGCAGAAUCUGAUUUGAUAACAUUUUGCACUUCUAAAACGGACACUGUCUUGAUAUCUUCUGAUGACAGUGUGACUGGAUCAGAGGUAUCCUCUUUGGUCAAAGCAUGUGUGCUUUCUUCAAAUGGAUUUCAGAACACUGACAGUUGUAAAGAAAAAGACUUGGGUGAUACUUGCAUGCAGUGUAGUAAGGCAGAAAGCCCAUUUAGAGAAGCAGAGCCUCCGGUGUCACACCAAGAUAAACUCGUGUGUAUGCCAGGUAUGACUGUAGAUUACUGCAAAACCGUAGUUAAAGAACCAGCUGAUAUGGAAGUUUCUAGCUGCAAAACCAAAGAUUCAGACGUGUAUUAUGCUUCAAAUGACAACAGCCCUUCCUUGUGUCAUUCUGCAGCUGAAGGGACUGAGCCCUCAGUGAGGAAGAUUUCUUCCAGUAGCUUUGUGGAUGUGCAUUUGAAGUCGGAAACAGUCCCAUGUGAUACUAGAAGUCUGACAGAUCAGCACUCAGCAUUUGCAUGCCAGGAAUUCCAUAAGAGUGCUGGUGGCACUAGUUCAGCUUCUGUUAAUCAUUUUGAUGAUUUAUAUCAACCUAUAGAGAGCUCAGGCAUUGCUUCAUCUCUUCAGAGUCUCCCACCAGGAAGAGCAGUGGACAAUUUCGCUUUCUUGCAAUGUGGAGAGGACACCUCUCCAGUUUUGGGUGCCGUACUGAAGAGUAAAAGCGCAGAGUUUUCGAAGCACGGAGAAGAAGACAUGAAAGAAGUAGGCAGUGACCUUCCUGACCUAGGUAGGGGGAUGUCUUCCUGGCAAAACAGGCAUAAUCAUGGGUUAUCUGGGAAAUGUUUGCAUGAGGCUCAAGAAGAAGGGAAUAGCAUGCUGUCUGAUGAGAGAGGAAGACCAGAAAUCUCCUUCGAGGAAGAAGGGAGAAGGGGACAUGAACACACUUCUGAUGAUUCAGAAGUUGUAUUUUCUUCUUGUGAGUUGAAUUUAACCGCAGAAGACAGCGAGUAUAUGACAUAUACUUUAAAAUGUGACAGCAGUGGUCAUGCCUCGGAGAUCGUGUCUACUCUUCACGAAGAGUAUUCUGGUUCCUCUGAAAGUUCAAGUGAUGAAAGCGAUUCAGAGGAGACAGAUUCUGACGACAGCAGUGUUCCGAGGAACCGCCUUCAGUCUGUGGUGGUUGUGCCAAAGAAUUCGACUUUGCCCAUGGAAGAAACAAGCCCGUGUUCUUCUCGGAGCAGUCACAGUUACAGACACUACUCUGACCACUGGGAGGAUGAGAGGUUGGAGUCAAGGAGACAUUCAUAUGAGGACAAAUUUGAGAGCAUAGCAAGUAAAGCCUGUCCUCAAACUGAGAAGUUCUUUCUUCAUAAAGGAACAGAGAAGAGUUCGGAAAUGUGUUUUACACAGAUGAGCAGAAAACUGAUAGAUAACCACUUGGCUGAAAUGGCUCGUCCGCAGAGUGAUGGAGUUGACAGUACGAGUCACAGUGAUGGCAGGUCAGACCCUGGAGGUCCUCCGAGUUUCGAAGAAGCAGUGCGGACCCAAACAGCGUCCAGGCAGGAGGCGCUGCCGCACUGCUCUCCUGAUGAUUUUGAAGAGGCUCCAAGUAAGUGUCGGCAGCAGACCCCUUUCCCCGAGAGGCCGGAUAGCAGACUGGGGAGAACAGAGUUGAGUUUUUCUUCCUCUUACGAGAUCUCCCGAGUGGAUGGCUUCCAUUCAUCGGAAGAGCUCAGAAACAUGGGGUGGGACUUCUCUCCGCAAGAAAAGCCUACCACCACGUACCAGCAGCCGGACAGCAGCUACGGAGCCCGCGGCGGACACAGGUAUCCGCAGGGCGCAGAACAAUACGGUGGGGCACGGAAUUGCUGGCCAGGCAAUGGCUACUGGGAUCCAAGGUCAGCAGGUCGACCUCCUGGAACUGGGGUUGUGUAUGAUCGGACUCAAGGUCAGGUCCCAGAUUCCUUAACAGAUGACCGUGAAGAGGAAGAGCACUGGGACCAUCGGGUGGGAUCGCAGUUUCCGAGCCAGUCUGGUACAUUUUUUCUGUCCCUGCAGCAGGACCAGGGGUCAGUGCAAGCCCCUGAAAUAAGCAGCAACUCCGUUAAGGACUCAUUAGCUCUAAAUGAAAAGAAAGCUCUUUCAAAAAACUUAGAAAAAAAUGAUAUGAAAGACAGAGGGCCUCCUAAAAAAAGGAGGCAGGAAUUGGAGAGUGAUUCUGAAAGCGAUGGCGAGCUUCAGGACAGGAAGAAGGUGAGAGUGGAGGCACAGCUGUGCGAGCCGGCGGCGCCCCCGGGCCCCUCGCUGUCCGGGCCGUCCUGUGCCAUGGAGGACUUCAGAGACGCCCAGCGGUGGAAGGAGUGUGCGAAGCAGGGCAAGAUGCCCUGUUACUUUGAUCUGAUUGAAGAAAACGUUUACUUAACAGAAAGGAAGAAGAAUAAAUCCCACCGGGACAUUAAGCGAAUGCAGUGUGAGUGCGCACCCCUGUCUAAGGAGGAGAGGGCUCAGGGGGAAGUGGCGUGUGGGGAGGACUGCCUGAACCGUCUCCUCAUGAUCGAAUGUUCUUCUCGGUGUCCAAAUGGGGAUUAUUGUUCCAAUAGACGGUUUCAGAGAAAACAGCACGCCGACGUGGAAGUCAUACUCACAGAGAAGAAAGGCUGGGGCUUGAGAGCUGCCAAAGACCUUCCUUCGAACACCUUUGUCCUGGAAUACUGUGGCGAGGUCCUUGAUCAUAAGGAGUUUAAAGCCCGGGUGAAGGAGUACGCACGGAAUAAAAACAUCCACUACUAUUUCAUGGCCCUGAAGAAUGACGAGAUAAUAGAUGCCACUCAGAAAGGAAAUUGCUCUCGUUUUAUGAAUCAUAGCUGUGAACCAAACUGUGAGACUCAAAAAUGGACUGUGAACGGACAGCUGAGGGUUGGGUUUUUCACCACCAAACUGGUUCCUUCAGGCUCAGAGCUGACGUUUGACUACCAGUUCCAGAGAUAUGGAAAAGAAGCGCAGAAAUGUUUCUGUGGGUCAGCUAAUUGCCGGGGUUACCUGGGAGGGGAGAACAGAGUCAGCAUUCGAGCAGCAGGAGGGAAAAUGAAGAAGGAACGAUCCCGUAAGAAAGAUUCCGUGGACGGAGAGCUGGAGGCGCUGAUGGAGAAUGGGGAGGGCCUCUCGGAUAAAAACCAGGUGCUCAGCUUGUCUCGGCUCAUGGUCAGAAUCGAGACUUUGGAACAGAAACUUACCUGUCUCAAGCUCAUCCAGAACACUCACUCCCAGUCGCGCCUGAAGUCCUUUCUGGAGCGCCACGGGCUGUCCCUGCUGUGGAUCUGGAUGGCGGAGCUGGGGGAUGGCCGGGAGAGCAACCGGAAGCUUCAGGAGGAGAUUAUAAAGACUUUGGAACACUUACCUAUUCCUACCAAAAAUAUGUUGGAAGAAAGCAAAGUGCUUCCAAUCAUCCAGCGCUGGUCUCAGACCAAAACUGCGGUUCCUCAGCUGAGCGAAGGAGACGGGUACUCCAGCGAGAACACGUCUCGGGCUCACACCCCGCUCAACACCCCCGAUCCCUCCGCCAAGCUGAGUGCGGACGCCGACACAGACACCCCCAAGAAGCUCGUGUUCCGCAGACUUAAAAUCAUAAGCGAAAACAGCAUGGACAGUGCCAUCUCGGAUGCCACCAGCGAGCUGGAAGGCAAGGACGGCAAAGAGGACCAGGAGCCGGUGGAAGGCCUCCCGGUGGAGGAGGAGGAAGAGUCCCAGUCACAGCACCCGCUCUCCCAGCAGCUGCCUGAGGCCAAGGCUGACGGGGACAGUGCUGGGGAGGCCAGCAAGCUGCCCGGCCCCGGCCCCGAGGCUGACGGCGAGCCGGAGCCCAGAGAGAGCAGCACCGCGAAGCUGGACGAGCACACGGCGGCGGAGACACCGUCCCAGGACGAGGAGGAGGGCGUGUCCGACGUGGAGAGUGAGCGGAGCCAGGAGCAGCCGGACAAAGCCGUCGACAUCAGCGAUCUGGCCACCAAGCUCCUAGAUAGUUGGAAAGACCUAAAGGAGGUCUAUCGGAUUCCAAAGAAAAGCCAGACGGAGAAGGAGAGCGCAGUGACUGAACGGGGAAGAGAUGCUACUGUCUUCAGAGAUCAAGCUGCUGCCCCAAAGACUCCCAACCGGUCACGAGAGAGAGACACAGACAAGCAAACUCAGAAUAAAGAGAAGCGGAAACGAAGGGGCUCCCUCUCGCCGCCCUCCUCUGCCUACGAGCGAGGCACCAAGAGGCCCGAGGACAGAUACGAUACCCCGAGCUCCAAGAAGAAAGUGCGGAAGGACCGCAACAAGCUCUCCACGGAGGAACGGCGGAAGCUCUUCGAGCGGGAGGUGGCUCAGCGGGAGGCGCAGAAGCAGCAGCAGCAGAUGCAGAGCCUGGGGAUCACGUCUCCGCUGCCCUACGACUCUCUCGGCUACAGCGGCCCUCACCACCCCUUUGCCGGCUACCCACCGGGGUACCCCAUGCAGGCCUAUGUGGACCCCAGCAACCCCAAUGCUGGGAAGGUGCUCCUCCCCACCCCCAGCCUGGACCCCGUGUGCUCCCCUGCUCCUUACGAUCACGCUCAGCCCCUGGUGGGACACUCUGCGGAGCCCCUGGCCGCCCCCCCAUCGGUCCCCGUGGUGCCACACGUGACGGCCCCCGUGGAAGUGUCCAGCUCGCAGUACGUGGCCCAGAGCGAAGGGGCGGUGCACCAGGACUCCAGCGUCACCGUCCUGCCAGUGCCGGCCGCAGCCCCGGUUCAGGGACAAAAUUACAGCGUUUGGGAGUCAAACCAGCAGCCGGUCAGCGUGCAGCAGCCCUACUCGACGCCCACCCAGUCGCAGCCGACCAUCUAUUACCAAGGACAGACCUGUCCAACCGUCUACGGCGUGACGUCCCCCUACUCCCAGACAACACCCCCCCUCGUGCAGAGCUAUGCCCAGCCGAGCCUGCAGUACCUCCCGGGGCAGCAGAUCUUCUCGGCGUCGGGCGUGGUGGUCCAGCCGGCCGCGGCCGUGACGGCCGUCGUGGCGCCGGGGCAGCCCUCGCCCCUGCAGCCGCCGGAAAUGGUGGUGAGCAACAACCUCCUGGACCUGCCUCCGCCCUCUCCUCCCAAACCAAAAACCAUCGUCUUACCUCCCAACUGGAAGACCGCCCGGGACCCCGAAGGGAGGAUCUAUUACUACCACGUCAUCACGAGGCAGACUCAGUGGGACCCGCCCACGUGGGACAGCCCCGGAGACGAGGCCAGCCUGGAGCAUGAAGCCGAGAUGGACCUGGGAACCCCGACCUACGACGAGAACCCCAUGAAGGCCUCAAAGAAGCCCAAGACAGCAGAGGCAGACACCUCCAGCGAGCUGGCUAAGAAGAGCAAGGAAGUGUUCCGGAAGGAGAUGUCCCAGUUCAUCGUCCAGUGCCUGAACCCCUACCGGAAGCCAGACUGCAAAGUGGGGCGGAUCACCACCACGGAGGACUUCAAGCACCUCGCUCGAAAGCUGACUCACGGCGUCAUGAACAAGGAGCUGAAGUACUGCAAGAACCCAGAGGACCUGGAGUGCAACGAGAACGUGAAGCACAAGACCAAGGAGUACAUCAAGAAGUACAUGCAGAAGUUCGGGGCCGUGUACAAGCCCAAAGAGGACACGGAGCUGGAGUGACGGGCGGGCGGGGCGGAGCAGGCAGGACCGAUGUGGGGAGGAGCCGCGGCCGCCCUGCCCGCUGCCAUCACAGCUGUGCUACUGAUGCCCUCACCGGCCUGCUGCAGAGCCGAGAGCCAGCGAGCCCGUCUCAGCAGGCGGUCCCCGUCGGGAGCUGUGGGAGGCCGGGGCCCCGGGAGACGCUUCCCUCGGACCCUGGCCCGGCCGGACCCCUCCCCCGGUCUCCUCCUUGGCGGUGCUGUCGGCGCACAGACCAUGCGCUUCCACCACACCCUGUCCCCGACGACCUGUACUAUAUUUUAAUGUAUAUGUGAAUAUAUUGGAAUAAUCUGUUGUUUUCCUGGUUUUGUUUGUUGUUGUUUUGCUUUUAGCCUUUCCAUGCUAGGAUCACAGAAGACUUUGUAAGGACGGUUGAAGUGCUCCUGCAAGGUUUAAUUUGUUAUCAUGUAAAUACUCCAAAGCAGGCCGCCUGUGGUUCGGCCAGCCUCGUGCUAUGUUGAUAAGAUUGAUUUACUGCUUAAAAUCACUUUACUUUAUCCAAUUUUUACUGAACUUUUUAUGUAAAAAAUAAAAUUAAUUAAAGAA